AUGUGUGGCCCGAAAUCACAUCAGCAUUUUCCACAGCCUCCACUUUCAGUUGAUAACCCUGAAUCUUUUGACUCCCCUGACUUUGAAGUUUCUUGGGUAUCCUGUGACACCACCUCUUCACUCUUUGUUGCAUUGCAGUUCAUCAUGCUGUCCAGCAACCUCCAAGCAAAGCGACAUCAUUGUCCACAUGGAACCACAAGGAUUUAUGAAAAUUCUGGAAUGUUUUGCCCCACAACUGAAUAUUUGGAAAAAUAUCCUGUGUAUGGCAAUGUUCUUCCACCUCAGAGUCUUAAACCCAAGCAAGAAUUUCGAGCAUGCCGUGAAAUAAAAGAAUUUGUGAGGCUAUGUUUCAAAUUUAUAUAUUCCAGGUCAGAUUAUCGUCCUUAUGAAAUAGUCAAACAGCCUCGCCAUCUACCAGAAGAAUAUAAGCCAAAACAGGGGAAGAUUGAUCUUGGCACUACCUACAAACGGGAUUUUAAUUCUUAUAAUGUGCAGCCUGUGGCAAUAGUCCGUCCUUUGGAGCGACAACAAGUUAAAAAAGGAAAGUUGGACACUGUCCCAACCUAUAAAGAUGAUUAUAGAGCUUGGGACAUUCAAAAAAGUGAACUUUAUAAACCAGAACAAACUUACCACCCCCCUACUGUGAAAUUUGGAAAUUCAACUACAUUUCAGGAUGACUAUGUUCCUCAGGAGAUAAAGCCUAAGCAAAACUUUAAACCCUCCUCUGUGGUCAGACGUUCUAUAAUCCCUUUUAAUGGUGAUACGAGUCAUCGCCUUGAUUAUGUUCCUCAUCAGCUAGAAUUAAAGUUUGCAAGGCCAAAAGAAGUUUACAAGCCCAGUGACCAACGCUUUGAGGAUCUCACUACUCACCGGUAUGACUUUCAGGGUCUUGUUGGUGAAACCGCAAAAAUCUGCAGACCUGCAUACACCAGAGUGACCCAAAAUGCCCAAUUUGAAGGAAGCACUGAAUUCCGUGAAAGUUUUCAGCCUUGGGAAAUCCCACCACCUGAAGUCAAGAAAGUGGCAGAGUAUGUGCCCCCUACAGGAAGCAUGCAGUUAAACAGCACAAGCCACCUGGACUAUGUUCCCUAUCAGGCCAACCGUGUUGUUCCCAUCAGGCCAGUUUCUCAUAGAAGAAAUAACAAUUUUCCUUUCCAAGGAAAAAGCACCAUGAAGGAACAUUUUCCAGCAUGGGAAAUUUGUCGUCAAGGACUUAUUAAGAAGCAGCAACAGAUUCCCAACCCAUCUGGAAAAUUUGAUGGUUUGAGCACUUUCAGAUCUCAUUAUGUGCCACAUGAAUUGAUUCCAACAGAGAGUUGCAAACCUUUAAAUGUUGCUUUUAAGAGUUCUGUUCCAUUUGAUGAUGUAACCAUGUACUCCAUAGAGUACACACCGAAGAAACAGGAAAUUUGCCCAGCUAGCUAUCCCUCUCCUCCAGGUUAUAUAUUUGAAAAUACAAAUUACCAAGGUCAUAAAUUCUUCCGCAAGAUCACGCCCAUCGUGAAAGCCUUCUAAUCAUCAAAUUGUGCUUAAAAUGAUGCCAAUUAGCAAGAUAUUGGUUUUCUAAGGAAAAACUCAAUUUUUAUAAUGAAAAAAAAUGAUGAGAGAAAUAUAACAAAUCGUUUUUAGAUAUUUUUAAACAAGAAAAUUGGAAAAUGUAUCAUAGGAGAUUAGAAGAAUCUUAAAAUCCAUUUUGUAUUGAUAUUUUAAUGAAGAUUGUUCUUUAGUAUUCAUUUCUGAAAGUUGAAUAAUGUACAUUCCCAUCUGAACUACUUUCAUACCCAACAUACUGUUUGAUCGUUUCUCCCCAAUCUCUAGUAGUAUUAUUUAUACCUCUGUUUAUAAUGUGGCAAUUAUAUGUUUAUUCACAUAACAGUUGUCGCUUAUCGAGCACAUUAGGACUAUCUAGAACAACAUUGAAAAUGGUACAUGAACUCUUCUUCUAAGACAACGGGAUUCGUUUUCCUUAGACUUCAGGGCACCUACAUAGUAUACGCCAAGUCAAGUUUUGGUUGGUGGCAUUAGAGACUGCUACACUGCUCCUCACCAUGUUCAAGUUAGCAAGAGGCAUUGUGGGGUGGCAAGGAAAGGCUCUGUGGCUCGGAAUUAGAGGACUUGAGUUCAAUUCCAAUGACAUCAAUUUUUAUUUGUGCCACCUUAGGCAAGUGACUCAUGACUCUGAGCCUCAGUGUCUUCUUUGUAAAAGAAAAUGUCUUCUGCUUACUUCAAAAAACUUCAUUUUGAGCAUCAAAUCAUAUGAUCCAUUUUAAUUCGUAAAGUAAAUCUCUUUUUGUACCUGUUUUCUGCUUUUAAAACUAGGAUAAUUACCUACUCCAUACUCGUUUUCUGGCCUGAAGCAAGGAUUGUAAAUAACCUAAUUUGCUUUGAAAUUAUGACUAGUAUGUGCUUCUGAGAGGAGUCUUGCCCUCUAAAGCUUCACAAGCACCUGAGAAGUUAUUACAGAGAAUGGAGAGCUCGGAUUGGGGUAGAUAACUUGGUUUGAAUUUGCAGAAACGAAAAAGUAGUUUUAGGAGGACUGACAGCUCUGAAGAAAUAUUCUGGGUAAACUUAGGUAAAUUAUGUACCUAAUUGCCGUGCCCAAAUAUCUCUGUUCAGAAGCUGAGCCAAGCCCAGUAUGGGGCAUAAUCACCUUGUUCACUUCUUCUAGUGUGAAGAUAAAGUGCUAAGAGGGCAGAAAAGGAAUGAUGCCAGUUAGUGAAGUAGAAACAACAUAUUGCAUUUAUAAAUGCUGAAAAUUUCCUAAAGAAUUAAACACAUUGGUUUUUUUUAAAGUAAAUGAUUCCAUUAUAGAAGAACAUGGCUUAUUUUAGCAAAAAGUGAAUUUUAGUCUUUUAUGACUUCAGAAUUGUUUCAAAAUAUAUACUUUGAAAAUAAAUUCAUUGAUCUUUUGUUAACAUAGUUCUAAUUAUUUGAAAGUAA
Molecule: messenger RNA, 2940 nt
Organism: Galeopterus variegatus (Sunda flying lemur)
Lineage: Eukaryota; Metazoa; Chordata; Mammalia; Dermoptera; Cynocephalidae
Gene: SAXO2
Product: family with sequence similarity 154, member B
Exons: 4
Coding region: 1-1515 (504 amino acids)
Biological process (GO): microtubule anchoring
Cellular component (GO): ciliary basal body; axonemal microtubule; cytoskeleton
Molecular function (GO): microtubule binding
Source: RefSeq, a predicted model, not a curated record